GUGGUGCAGGGUUGGCGGUCCGGCCGGAUGGGCGGUUGAGGAGGGAGCGGAGCAGCCGCGGGGACUUUCUUUCAGGCGGCGAGGCCGCGGAGGGCGCGGGGUGGAGGUACGAGCGCGCGGGAAGGAAUGAAGGACGCACCUGGCAGCUGAGGAUCGUGGCCGUUUCUAGAGGCGCCUGAGCCGCCCCGCGGCGCUAUGGCUCACGUCGGCUCUCGCAAGCGCUCGAGGAGUCGCAGCCGGUCCCGGGGGCGAGGGUCGGAAAAGAAAAGAAAGAAGAGCAGUAAGGACGCCCCGAGAAGCUGCUCGGCUUCUAGAUCCCAAAGCCGCAAGGCCAGCACCACCUCCUCUGGGGCGGAGGCCUCACCUUCUCCCUGCGUCACAGAGAGAAGCAAACACAAGGCCCGGAGGAGACCACGAUCCAGCUCCUCCUCCUCUUCUUCCCGUUCUUCCAGCGGCUCUUCCUCCUCGUCCUCCUCCUCUUCCUCCAGCGAUGGCCGGAAGAAGCGGGGGAAGCACAAGGACAAGAAGAGGAAGAAAAGGAAGAAAAGGAAGAAGAAGCUGAAGAAGAGAGACAAGGAUAAGGCCAAGGUGCGGCAGACCGAGGCUGUGCCCGGACCCUCGCUGGACCAGUGGCACAGAGCAGCCGAGCAGGAAGAGGGUGGCCCAGUCCUGACGGACGAGCAGAAGUCCCGCAUCCAGGCCAUGAAGCCCAUGACCAAGGAGGAGUGGGAUGCCCGGCAGAGCGUCAUCCGCAAGGUGGUGGACCCGGAGACAGGACGCACCAGGCUCAUUAAGGGAGACGGUGAGGUCUUAGAGGAAAUCGUAACCAAGGAACGACACAGAGAGAUCAACAAGCAAGCCACCCGAGGGGAUGGUCUGGCCUUCCAGAUGCGAGCAGGGCUGCUGCCCUGAGGGCCCCACUGGCCAAGGCCUGCACACAGUGUUGGUGGCACAGCCUGAAGGCUGGCCUCAGGGUGGGCAGCAGGGAGCCCGUCGGAUGCUGCUUGUCUCUCUCCUGCAGACCGGCCUCUGGCCCAGCCUCCUGUCAGAUGCAGGGGGUGGAGGUCAGGGUCACUGGCCUAAUUGGCUCCCCUAACUCCUGAAAGAGUGCAGCUUCCCAGAUAUUAAAGGUACCCUGGUUGGAGACUU
Messenger RNA from Balaenoptera musculus (blue whale), 1149 nucleotides. It is a transcript of the gene ARL6IP4, whose product is annotated as ADP ribosylation factor like GTPase 6 interacting protein 4. Lineage: Eukaryota; Metazoa; Chordata; Mammalia; Artiodactyla; Balaenopteridae. Bases 196 to 912 code for a protein of 238 amino acids. The record is from RefSeq and is a predicted model, not a curated record. The transcript is spliced from 6 exons.